Molecule: messenger RNA, 384 nt
Organism: Pyrgilauda ruficollis (rufous-necked snowfinch)
Lineage: Eukaryota; Metazoa; Chordata; Aves; Passeriformes; Passeridae
Product: galactosylgalactosylxylosylprotein 3-beta-glucuronosyltransferase 3-like
Exons: 1
Biological process (GO): chondroitin sulfate proteoglycan biosynthetic process; carbohydrate metabolic process
Cellular component (GO): Golgi membrane
Molecular function (GO): galactosylgalactosylxylosylprotein 3-beta-glucuronosyltransferase activity
Source: RefSeq, a predicted model, not a curated record
UUUCCCCCCAGGCCGGUGCAGAAGGCGGAGCUGGUGCGCCUGUCCCAGACCCUGCUCCACGUCCCCGCCCUGCACUGGGUGGUGGUCGAGGACGCCGCCGCCCCCUCUGCGCUGGUGGGGGGGGUCCUGGCGUCCUCGGGGGUCUCCUUCACUCACCUGAGCGCCGAGACCCCCCCCGAUCUGCGGGGGGGCCCCGGGGCCCCGUCCUGGCUGUUCCCGAGGGGGGCGGAGCAGCGGAACCGCGCCCUGCGCUGGCUGCGGGACACGCGCGGCCGCGACGAGCCCGGCGUGGUGUACUUCGCCGACGAUGACAACACCUACAGCCUCAGGCUCUUCGAGGAGGUGGGCCCUUGAAAUCCCAAAAAAAUCCCUGAAAAAACCGAA